AUGGGACUGCUUUACUCCGGUGGAAAGCAAUUCAGGAAGCUUCGUGCUCCGCUUCGAUAUCCUGCCGCGUCGGACUGCGUCUCGAACCCAGUAGAAAGCGCAUCCCGUCGUGCACUUCGUAUAGAUGAAAUACUUCGCAUGGUUGUUGCUUUCCUCCAUGGACAUCCGAAGAAGCCAGACACAUGCUCGGUCCUCCAAUUCGCAGUAACAUGCAGCACAUUCCUUGAGCCUUCACUAUCUAUUCUAUGGGAAACGCAACAUGGCCUGGACAACAUACUAAGGCUCCUUCCGUGCGACACCUGGCGCGACACUGCGACUCCAGAUGGAAAGAAAAUCCUAGAGCUUGUCACAGAUGUGCCACUGAACGCCCAUCUGCCACGCUUCGUGGCCUAUACAUCCUUUGUCAAGAACCUCUUCUGGAGAAAGGAGGACGAAGAGCGUCUCGGCAUAGCUUCCUUGACACAGUUCCUCAAUCCUCCUGGCCGGUUCAACCUCACCACAUUCUCGUCAACAAUGGAGAUCGAUGGCGAAGGAGUUCUCCUACUCGCACAGAUGCACAAUCUAAAAGCUUUGGAGCUCAGUCUAAAUUGUAAAUCGCUCGCCGGAGUCAAAUUCCAAUCUGACUCCUUCCCCUCGCUGGAAGUCCUCAAUCUCAGUCUAGAUGAGAUGGACGAGUCGACGCUGAGACUUUUCAAGUCCAUCCCUUCGACUGUGCUCGUUGGCAUCCAGUUGCUGGUGGACAGCGACUAUACUAUCGAUACGGUCUAUGCUCACCUUGUCGUCCUGGCACGUUUUCCUCUCAAAUUCUUCAAGCUCAGUCUAGAUUCACAAUCCUUCGACGACGAUGAUGAAUUCCCUGGAGAUAAAAUCGUGCCAUGCCAUAUCCUGAAGACUUUGCUAAAGACACCUACUAUCAUGUUCAUCCAGCUCGACGCUCCGUGCUUAUGGCUAGAUGAGGAUACUCUUCAAGAUAUGCACGAUGCUUGGCCGCGUCUUCUAUUCUUGUCUCUCAUAGCUGAUUUAGAAGUUACAGUGUACACGUCGAUCUCCGACCCAUCAACGCCACUCGCUCAAGCGACUGUUUCUCUCCAGUGCGUAGCCCUACACGUAGACUACCGCAACCUGCGUCGUCUUCUCAAUGAGAAGUCUUUCCCGAACGGCCACAUCCUUGAGCUUCAUACCCAUUCCCAGACGGAAGUUGCUCGCGCUGUGGCCGUUGCGCAACAUAUGCAUGCUACCUUCCCCCAACUGCGGCUAGUGGACCCAAAUAAUCCGAACACUGGCCCCUGGAACGAGAUCAGUCGCACGCUGCCAGGUCAUUGCGACUCUUACCUUGUGAAGUUCGGCGGUUUAUCACUUGCCGACGUACUCCCGACGCCAGAAGAUGACGACCGCGCCUACGAUGAGGAGACAGGGAUUAUCCGCAUCAUGUACAACCCCCGGCUAUCGGUUUCGGGGUGA
Postia placenta MAD-698-R-SB12 is the source of this 1461-nucleotide messenger RNA. RefSeq lists its product as hypothetical. The transcript is spliced from 4 exons. The coding region runs from base 1 to 1461 and encodes 486 amino acids. The record is from RefSeq and is a predicted model, not a curated record. Lineage: Eukaryota; Fungi; Basidiomycota; Agaricomycetes; Polyporales; Adustoporiaceae.